AUGCCAACCAGAGGGGUUAGGCUCUGCUACCAGGCGAAAGGCUACAGGAAUCGAACAUCCGACUGUUUCACUCCGCCUGAAUGGUUAUCAGUUUCUUCAUCUGCUGCGGUAAUAUGGAGCGAAUUUUUCAGCGACAACAAUCAAGGAUAUGACGAUGUGUCAAGACUGGGGGAAGCGGCUCACUGGGAUCGAUGGGCUGUAGUGGAUGCGCGGGACGUUGGUGUAUUUGCUCUGGAGCUUAGCCCAGAAGCGAUUGGUCAAUGCACAUCAACGAUGUGGAAAACUCUCGGGCACACCAACGCCGCCAUGGGGUUAACGCUAAUGCGUCCUCAUCCACCAAAUCCACGCCAGAAACUUCACAUCCUCCCCGCACUCGGGUUCCCAUCCGCUGCAUGA
Histoplasma capsulatum G186AR is the source of this 396-nucleotide messenger RNA. RefSeq lists its product as uncharacterized. The record is from RefSeq and is a predicted model, not a curated record. NCBI's taxonomy places the organism in Eukaryota, Fungi, Ascomycota, Eurotiomycetes, Onygenales, Ajellomycetaceae. Bases 1 to 396 code for a protein of 131 amino acids. The transcript is spliced from 2 exons.